AUGGCUCCCAAAGCUGCUGCUUCUGCGACUACCCCAGACUCGGGUGCGGGCUCUUCUUCCAAGCCUGCUGGGACUUGGGACAAUAUUGCGUUGCUCAACGAUCUUCUCGUCGCCUUUUAUCAGGUGGGCAAUCAGGCGGGCAACUUUAAUACGCAGACCAAUGAAGCGGUCGUCGCCUUUAUGACCGCCCAGGGGCAUGUAACCUCGUGGAGUGCCAUACGCCCUUCUGGCAAUGCUUCAACUUCCGGCAAUAAGCCUACUCGUGGCUGGGAUGCCGCCGCUCAUGAAGCCCUCCUCCUCUGCGUCAUUGAUGAAGUCAAGGGUGGCAAGGCCUUCUUGACCGAGGUCACGCGAAAGAUGCAGGCUCGGGGCUACUCCUACAGUUACGACGCAAUCAAUCAGCAUGUUCAGAAAUUGCGCAAGAACCGUGAUACGACUGCGCUCACUGGCCCCACGGACUCUGGUGCUGGAAGCGCCAAGACUCCUACUCCUCGAAAGUCGGCGACUCCUCGCAAGCGCCGCACCCCCAAGAAGGAGAUGAUCACUGAUGAGGACGAUGACAUGAACCUCAAGCUGGAGGAAGCCAUUGAAGACGAAGAGAUGCGCAGCCCCUCUAUCCGCCCUUCUAAGCGCGCCAAAUCUGUCGCUUCGUAA
This is a messenger RNA of Trichoderma harzianum CBS 226.95, 654 nucleotides long. RefSeq lists its product as hypothetical. Bases 1 to 654 code for a protein of 217 amino acids. NCBI's taxonomy places the organism in Eukaryota, Fungi, Ascomycota, Sordariomycetes, Hypocreales, Hypocreaceae. The record is from RefSeq and is a predicted model, not a curated record. The transcript has 4 exons.